AUGCGUUGCCAGCGGGCUCUCGCUCUCACAGCCUUGACGUGCUGUCACUGUCAUCUUGUUCACGCCCAGCCGUCCCCGUCACAAGUUCUGGCAUAUACUGUCCCUGCCGGCUUUCCAACCAGUCUCUUCUCUGCCUACUACGUCCCUCCUUCACCCACUGAGGAGCCCCAGCCUAUCAUUUUUGAUGAAACACUGAACUAUACCUACCCUCUCCACCUCACAGACCCGUUCAACAUUCCCGAGGAGAAUGAAGACCCCAUUUUCUUUCCCGCUCCCCGUUUCGCCGCCGUCAACGGAAGUGCCAUUGUUGCAGACGCCCUCGACCAGAUCAAUGGGAUCAUUUCGGGCAGCGGCACCAACUGUUCCAAGUGUAUCUUUGCGCUCGAGGUCGGGCAGUAUGUGGCUCAGCGGGUUCCCCAGAUGGUUCCAGACAUGCUGGUUGACCUGUGCAUCAGCACCAAGUUUGGAUCCAACAACAGCUGUCAUGGAAACUACGACGCCGAGAACUACGGCGCCGUCUGGGCUCAGGUGCUUGCGCUGGCCAAUGUGACUGGAUCCGACGGUGCAUACAUCUGCAAUUAUCUGAGCAGCAACUUCUGUCCUCGCCCACACACGCUGCCCUCGGACACAUCCUCAUACUUCGGCGCCAAGCCCAAACAGGUGUCUGUACCCAAGCCCAGCGGCGAGAGAGUCAAAGUGCUGCACUUGAGUGACAUGCACAUUGAUCCCCGGUACGCGCCCGGGUCCGAGGCCAAUUGCUCCAGCGGACUGUGUUGUCGGGCGAACAACCCCAAGAGCGCUUCCGGGAAACUGGAGAUUUCGUCCCCCUUGUACGGCGCUUUCGCGUGCGACAGUCCUUACUUUCUCUUGACGUCGGCUCUGGAGUCGAUUGGACCCUUGACCGGGACGACGCAUGACAACCAAACCGAUCUGGAUCAAUUUGCCUGGGGCAUUUAUACUGGAGACUUGGUGUCGCAUGAAAGCCAGAAUGAACUCUCGAGGAACUACACCAUGUACGCGGAGUAUUCCAUUUGGCAUAUGAUCAAGGCCUACCUGCCGAGUGGACCUAUCUUUGCCGCUCUUGGAAAUCACGACACCAACCCUAACGCGAUCGACUCACCACAUUCUCUCCCAGGGAAGCUGGGCGAACAGCAGUCCUGGAACUGGAACCACGUCUCCUCGCUGUGGCAGCAUAACAAUUGGAUCAGUGCCGAGGCGGCCGACCAAGCUCGCACCCAUUAUGCGGCUUACAGUAUCAACCAUGCACGAUUCCCCAAAUUGAGGAUCGUCACCAUCAACACUGAUUUCUGGUACCGCAGCAAUCUCUUCAACUACAUAAACACCACCAACCCGGACAACAGCAGGAUCCUUAAGUUCCUUGCGCAGGAACUCCAGGACGCAGAAGACAAAGGCGAACGGGUCUGGGUUGUCGGCCACGUUCUGUCCGGAUGGGAUGGCAGCAACCCCCUUCCCAACCCGACCGACCUGUUCUACCAGAUCAUCGACCGAUAUUCUCCUCACGUGGUGGCCGGCAUCUUCUUCGGUCACACGCACGAGGACCAAGUGAUGAUCUAUUACGGCAACAACGGCACGAGCCAGGACGCCGAGCACGCGCUCAACGUCGGCUGGAUAGGCCCCAGCAUCACGCCACUGACCAACCUCAACAGCGGAUACCGCAUGUACGAGGUCGACACGGGCGACUUCUCCAUCUACGAGGCCUACACGUACCAUGCCGACGUCGCGUCGUUUGCCGGCAUCAACGCCUCCGCGACCGGGCCGGUGUGGAAGUUCGAGUACUCGACCCGCGAUGUCUACCCUGUCGGCACCGAUGGCGAUGGCGAGCACUGGCCGGCCGAUGCGCCCCUCAACGCCACGUAUUGGCAUAAGGUCAGCGAGGCCAUGGCUGCCGACCACGCCCUCGUCGCCCAGUUCAACACGUACCAGGGAAAGGGUAGCGUCAAGAGUCCUAACUGUACGAGCUCUGCUUGUGUUAGCGCCAAGGUCUGCUAUAUGCGUAGUGGUAGCGUUGCCUUGGGUGCGGCAUGUCCUCAGGGGUGA
Molecule: messenger RNA, 2058 nt
Organism: Capronia epimyces CBS 606.96
Lineage: Eukaryota; Fungi; Ascomycota; Eurotiomycetes; Chaetothyriales; Herpotrichiellaceae
Exons: 6
Coding region: 1-2058 (685 amino acids)
Molecular function (GO): hydrolase activity
Source: RefSeq, a predicted model, not a curated record